ACGAUCACAUGAGGGUGGAGAGAAGAUGGAGAGAGCCGUGAGUUGAGGGGUAGCUGGAAAGGGAGGGCCGGACGCAUGACAUCAUUCCCUCAGCUUCCCUGCGCGGACAGAGCUCUGGUUUCUCCAAAUGCGCACGGCGGCUGCUGCUGAGGGAGCGACUCCUCCUGCCGUACACAGACGCGUCCUGAGCAACCUGCGCUCUUGGGGUGGAUAUUAAAAACAUAAUUUAACCCGACAGAGGAACCCGUGAACCGCUCCUCACUGGACCUGCCGCAGGAACGCAAACAUUUAACACAAACCCAGGGAUUAUUGCUUGUUUUAAUCAUGAAGAUGUGAGGGUUUACAAGCUGAGAAGAAAGAAAGAGGAACUCCGAGGCUGACAAAAAGGUACAAGUGAGCGACUAACAAGAAGAAGAAGAAGAAGAAAAGAAGAAGAAGAAGAAGAAGAAGAAGAAGAAGAAGAAGAAGAAGAAGAAGAAGAAGAAGAAGAAGAAGAAGAAGAAGAAGAAGAAGAAAAAGAAGAAGAAGAAGAAGAAGAAGAAGAAGCCACUGGAGCAGCUGAAGAUAUGAAGCUAAAGAGGUUUUGAAAACAACCCAGUGAGUGCCAUACCGUCCUGCGUGAAUACCCCCAACCUUCCCUGCGCAGUCGGGGCCUCGGCUCUCCAGCCAGGUCAAAGACCAGUCCCACCCCACCCCUCCCUGCCCCCCUUUCCCUACUGGAGCCAAGAUGGCCACAAGCGGUGCCCCUCGCCUCUCCUUGCCACUCCUGCUGCCUGUCACCACUCUGCUGCUAUCACUGCUGCUCACCGGCUCCCACGCCUUAUCAUCACCACGGUUCACUAAAGUUCCCGUCGACCAGAUUGGCGUCUCAGGGGGCGUGGUCUCCUUCGUGUGCCAGGCGACGGGUGACCCCAAGCCGAGGGUUAGCUGGAACAAGAAAGGCAAGAAGGUCAACUCCCAGCGUAUAGAGACCAUUGAGUUCGAUGAGGGUGCCGGCGCCGUACUCAGAAUCCAGCCUCUCAGAGCGCCACGUGACGAGAACAUCUAUGAAUGCGUUGCCGAGAACAGCGAGGCCGAGAUUACUGUCAAUGCCAAGCUGUCCAUCAUCCGAGAGGACCUUCUCCCACCAGGCUUCCCUAACAUUGACAUGGGCCCUCAACUCAAAGUGGUGGAGCGAACUCGAACGGCCACCAUGCUCUGUGCUGCCAGUGGCAACCCUGACCCAGAAAUCACCUGGUACAAAGACUUCCUGCCCAUUGACCCAAGUGCAAGUAAUGGGCGAAUCAAACAGCUGCGAUCAGGUGCCUUGCAGAUCGAGAACAGCGAGGAGACUGACCAGGGGAAGUACGAGUGCGUGGCGUCUAAUGUGGAGGGCGUGCGCUACUCGUCCCCUGCUAACCUUUAUGUGCGAGAGCUUCGAGAAGUCCGGCGGGUGCCUCCUCGCUUCUCCAUUCCACCAACGAGUCAGGAAAUUAUGCCCGGUGGCAGUGUGAACAUAACGUGUGUGGCGGUGGGGUCGCCCAUGCCUUACGUCAAGUGGAUGCUGAACUCAGAGGAUUUGACACCCGAGGAUGAGAUGCCAGUGGGCAGGAAUGUUCUCGAACUGAGCAGCGUCCGUGAGUCAGCCAACUACACCUGCGUAGCCAUGAGCAGCCUUGGCAUCAUUGAAGCUGUGGCGCAGAUCACUGUCAAAUCUCUUCCCAAGCCUCCAGGUACCCCUGUGGUUACUGAAACCACUGCCACCAGUGUGACCAUCACCUGGGAUUCAGGCAACCCAGACCCAGUGACUUACUAUAUCAUCCAGUAUAGGGCCAAGUCCCCAGACAGCAAGUAUGAGACAGUGGAUGACAUCACCACUACGCGUUACAGCAUUGGUGGCCUGUACCCCAACACAGAGUAUGAAAUCCGUGUCUCAGCCGUCAACACAAUCGGCCAGGGUCCUCCCAGUGAGCCAGUAGAAACCCGGACUGGUGAACAGGCCCCUGCCAGUCCACCACGAAACAUCCAGGCACAGAUUAUAUCCCAAAAUACCAUGAUGGUACGCUGGGAAGAGCCCGAGGAGCCCAAUGGGCAGAUCAAGGGCUACCGGGUUUAUUAUACCAUGGACGACUCCCAACCCAUGAGCCUCUGGCAGAUCCAUAAUGUUCAGGACAGCAUUAUCACCACUAUCCAGAGUCUGGUUCCUCAAGAGACAUACACAAUCAAAGUCCUAGCAUUCACCUCUGUAGGAGACGGACCCUUCUCCGAACCCAUCCAUGUCAAAGUACUGCAAGGAGUUCCAGGUCAACCAUCAAAGUUCCAGGUUGGUGCUGUGUCUGAUACCAGCAUUCAACUGACCUGGGAAGCUGCAUAUGACAAAGAAGGAAUUAUUAAUUAUGAACUUCGCUACAUGGAAGGCAGUUUUGGCACGCAGAUGAAGAAAAUAUUCGGGCCCACAUCUUCAUAUGUUGUGGAAAAUCUCCGCCCACACUCAGACUACCACUUCUCCCUGGCAGCCAUCUCUACCAAAGGCAUUGGAGCCUUCACCAAUGACAUAUCACAGAAGACCUUGCAAGCCAAGCCCUCAGCCCCCCCUCAAGACAUUAAGUGCAGCAGCACCAGCUCCACCACCCUGCUGGUAAGUUGGCACGCCCCACCUUUGAAGAGUCAGAACGGUGUCCUGGCGGGGUAUAGGGUGCGCUACCAGGUGGUGGGCCCGUCGGAAGGCGGCAGUGACGAUGGGGAGCCCAUGGAGGAGCCCACAGUCCCUGCCAGUGGAGAGCAGGUGCUGCUGCAGCGAUUGGAGAAGUGGACCCAGUACCGCAUCACUGUGUCUGCCUUCACUGUGAUUGGGACGGGCCCUGAGAGCGAGCCCCUGAUCUGCCGCACAGAUGAAGACGUUCCUGGGGCUCCUCCAAGGAGAGUGGAGGUGGAGGUCCUCAACUCCACAGCACUAAAGGUGAUGUGGCGCUCCCUGACGCCAGGCAAGCAGCACGGUCAGAUCCGUGGCUACCAGGUUCACUAUGUACGUGUGGAAAAUGGCGAGUCACGGGGCCUACCUCUCAUCAAGGACGUCAUGCUGGCCGAUGCCCAGUGGGAAACGGACGAUACAGCUGAAUAUGAAAUGGUCAUUGGAGGACUCAAACCAGACACCACUUACUCCAUCACUGUGGCAGCGUACACCACCAAGGGGGAUGGAGCCCGGAGCAAACCCAAACUGGUGGUGACCAAAGGGGCAGUGCCUGGUCUGCCAUAUUUGUCAGUGGCUCAGGACUCCGAGACAUCAGCUGUGGUUCGCUGGGACCCUCCAGAUCUCACCAAUGGCAUGGACCUGCAGGGUUACCGGCUCCAGUUUGGCCGGAAAGAUAUCUCUCCUUUGGCCACGCUGGAAUUUGCUCCCCAAGAACGACACUACUCUGUGGGCAACAUUCACCGGGGCGCCACCUAUCUCUUUAAAGUCUCAGCCAAGAGCAGGGGGGGCUUUGGGGAAGAGGCUGUGGUAGAACUCAAUGUGCCUGAGAAUACUCCAGGGGGAUACCCUCAAAUUGAAGAGGGCUCCAAUGUGACAUGCUGCUCAGUGCAGCUGUCCUGGUCCCCUCCCAUGCUGGCGGAGAGAAAUGGGGUUAUCACAGAGUACACUUUGGCCUUUAAGGAAACCGGUACCGGAGGAGCACCACGGGAGCUCCACUUGCCCCCCAGCCAGUCCAGCUAUGUUCUCAACAGCCUCAAACCGAACUCGGCAUACGAUGUGAAAAUACGUGCACACACCAGUGUAGGUCCAGGGCCCUACAGCCCACCUAUCCAGUAUCGGACGGUGGCCUUUGAUACAACAGAUGUUCCAAAGAAUUUCACCGUCAAGUGGGCCACCAAGACUACAGUGGUCAUUGCAUGGAAGUUUUCUGAAAGCAGGUCUCCAUACAAAUGCACAAUUGAGUACAACCGUCAGAAGAUGGAUGUGGAUGCCAGGCAGAUGAGGGUGCUCGUCACUGGUCUAAAGCACAACACCACUUACGAGUUCAGGGUGACCUGCGAAGAAAGUUUGGGCGGUGGGGCAAGACACCGUGUGGUUGCCAGGACCGCGCCACUCAUCCUGGUAAAGAAACCCAAACUGGAUAUCUACGCUGAGCCUGACAACAUGCUCACCAUGUCCUUUCCACCGGUUGAUACCAAGGAGGUCAAGACCUUCUAUGUGGUUGUUGUGCCACUCAAGAGGACCUCAGGAACUGUCAAAAACCUAAAGAACCCUGAUGAAAUGGACAUGGAAGAGCUGUUGCGGGAGGUGACCCCAAAGCGCCGUUCACGCCGUCAGCUGCCUCAGCUGGACCAGAGGAAGCCCUACAUCACAGCCUGCUUCAGACAGCUGCCUCCCAGCUUCACGGUGGGAUCUGACUACCGCCACAGCAGCUGUGAGAACAAGCCUCUUGAACCUGGCCAGGAGUAUGUCUUCUUCCUGCUGGCUGAACUCAAUGCCACCGCUGGGAAAAUGUUUGCUACCAGCCCUUAUACCGACAUAGUGAUGACACCCGAGCUGGUGGUGGACCCCCUGCCAAUAGAGACUGGUGACGGACUCAUAUGGGUGGUGGGCCCAGUCCUCGCUGUGGUCUUCAUCAUCUGCAUCGUCAUUGCCAUUCUCCUGUAUAAAAACAAACCUGACAGCCGCAAAAGAAAAGAGUCAGAGCCGCGCACAAAAUGUCUGCUGAACAACGCAGACAUUACACCCCACCACCCGACAGACCCUGUGGAGAUGAGACGCAUCAACUUCCAAACUCCAGAUUCUGGUCUAAGCAGUCCUCAGAGUGAAGCAGAUUUUGACUAUGAAAGUAUGAUGAGUCAUCCUCCCAUCCCCAUCUCGGAGCUGCCUGAACACACAGAGGUUCUCAAGGCCAACGACAACCUCAAGCUCUCCCAGGAAUAUGAGUCUAUCGAUCCAGGCCAGCAGUUCACCUGGGAACAUUCCAACCUGGAGGUGAACAAGCCCAAAAAUCGUUACGCCAAUGUCAUCGCCUACGACCACUCCCGCGUCAUCCUGGCUCCCAUCGAGGGUAUCACAGGGAGUGACUAUAUCAACGCCAACUACAUUGAUGGCUACAGGAAGCAGAAUGCCUACAUCGCCACCCAGGGUCCAUUACCGGAGACGUUUGGGGACUUCUGGAGGAUGGUGUGGGAACAGAGGGCAGCCACGGUGGUCAUGAUGACCAGGCUGGAGGAAAAGUCACGGAUUAAGUGUGACCAGUACUGGCCAAGUCGUGGCACAGAAACGUAUGGUAUGACCCAAGUGACCCUGUUGGACACCAUAGAAUUGGCCACUUUCUGUGUCCGCACUUUCUCCUUGCACAAGAACGGCUCGAGUGAGAAGCGGGAGGUUCGUCAGUUCCAGUUCACGGCGUGGCCUGACCACGGAGUACCAGAGUACCCGACUCCCUUCCUUGCCUUCCUCCGCAGGGUGAAGACUUGCAACCCGCCUGACGCCGGACCCAUCAUCGCUCACUGCAGUGCGGGUGUCGGCCGGACAGGUUGCUUUAUCGUCAUCGACGCCAUGCUUGAACGUAUCAAGCACGAGAAGACGGUCGACAUUUACGGCCACGUGACGCUGAUGCGCUCGCAGCGGAACUACAUGGUGCAGACGGAGGACCAGUACAGCUUCAUUCACGACGCACUGCUGGAGGCGGUGGCCUGCGGCAACACUGAAGUGGCUGCCCGGAGCCUCUAUUCUUACAUCCAGAAGCUGGCGCAGGUGGAGAGCGGCGAGCAUGUCACUGGCAUGGAGCUGGAGUUCAAGCGUUUGGCCAACUCCAAAGCCCACACGUCGCGCUUCAUCAGUGCAAACCUUCCCUGCAACAAGUUCAAGAAUCGGCUGGUCAACAUCAUGCCCUAUGAGACCACGCGCGUCUGCCUGCAGCCAAUCAGAGGCCUGGAAGGAUCUGACUACAUCAAUUCCAGCUUCAUUGAUGGAUACAGGCAACAGAAGGCCUACAUCGCCACGCAGGGCCCUCUGGCAGAGACUACAGAAGACUUCUGGAGAAUGCUCUGGGAGAACAACUCUACUAUUGUAGUCAUGUUGACCAAACUGAGAGAGAUGGGACGGGAAAAGUGUCACCAGUACUGGCCGGCAGAGCGCUCAGCCAGGUACCAGUACUUUGUGGUUGAUCCCAUGGCGGAGUACAACAUGCCCCAGUACAUCCUCCGAGAGUUCAAGGUCACAGACGCCAGGGAUGGUCAGUCCAGGACAGUAAGGCAGUUCCAGUUUACUGAUUGGCCGGAGCAAGGCGUGCCCAAAUCCGGGGAGGGAUUUAUUGAUUUCAUUGGCCAGGUGCAUAAAACCAAGGAGCAGUUUGGCCAGGAUGGACCAAUCUCAGUCCACUGCAGUGCUGGCGUGGGCAGGACCGGAGUCUUCAUCACCCUCAGCAUCGUCCUGGAGCGAAUGCGCUAUGAAGGCGUGGUUGAUAUCUUCCAGACAGUGAAGAUGCUCCGGACACAGAGGCCAGCCAUGGUCCAGACAGAGGAUGAGUACCAAUUCUGCUAUCACGCAGCUCUGGAGUACUUAGGAAGCUUUGAUCACUAUGCAACGUAAGAAGCCAUCUCUUCUCCCCGCCCCAGAAUCCUGUCGGCCCCCCCCCCUCCCCCCUCAACAGUCUCCUGAGCCAUAGAAACUUUGAAAUUUGAAACGACGACAGCAGACGACGAUACCACCAUCACUAAUUCAGGCAGGAUCCUAUUGUAGAUUUUUAGAAGACGACGCCCAACAAACCAGUUGAGAAUAAUUCCAAUUCGACCAAGAGGACCCUUCGUGAGGAAGUGAGGAAAUUUGCCCAUCACCGAUUAAAAAAGAAAAAGGAAAACCCUCAUCAGGAGAAGAAGUAGGCGCUGUGGCUCGAGCUGUGGGGCGGGAAUCGAUCAAAGUGUCAGACUGCUUACCUUACCUCAAGUGUUUCAAUGUGGAGGAUAUUGUAAACAUUCGUGGACAUUUCUCUUCUCAAAAAUAUCGUCGCGAUACAACGGUACCAAGCAGUUAAUGAAGGAGAAGGCAACAGCAAAAAUCAACGAGAGGCAGAUGGAUGUAGCCAAGAUGGGGUGACUUUCUUGUUUUUAGUUUGUUUUUUUUAGAUAUGCCUGGGUGUAAAAAUGGGUUCAAGUAUUUCUAUCAACACAUUUUGUGAGUGAUAGCCAAAUAUGAUCAAAUUGCGGUUGCCUGUGUGAACACAUACGGUUUUCCCCAAACUGACCAGACAAAAAAAUCAAAACAGUGGAAACGUAACUAGCACGAGAACACUUACCAUCUAACGUCAAAUAAACCUUGAGUUUUUUUUUAUACACUGUCUCACUAAUGAUAUGCAUAAUUUGUGUGGAGAAAAACACUCAAACUAUUAAAGUAUACAUCACAUAACUGCCUGUUCUCAAGCGCUAAGAGCUCAGAGAAGGCACCGAGAAGGUGGUUGUGAGGAAGAAAGCAGCAACACGCAUCUUAAAAUCACUUUCAUGAAUUGUGAACUUGUGUAAAAUCGGUAUCCCCCAGCCAGGUAACCACAGUGUAUUUGAGAAGAGCCCCCCAGGAGGCUCAUGUCACCAGAGAAAUCGGGGGAAACCUUGGCUGUCGCUAGAAGCUGCGUCUGGGUCGUCUCGCAGAUAGUCAAGGUUGGAGGAAUUUCAACUGUGUCACAUGUGUUCUUUUCUUUUUUUUACAAUCACUCCACUCUUUGGAACCAUUGCAUCAUGGGGCUUUGGUGUUAACAUCCACCAUUUUUGAACAAGAGAUAAAUCUGGUGGGCAAGAAUCUUUGGAACAAACAGAAACGAACCAAAACAAGGAUCGCUGCAGAGUCGUGGGCUUUCUUUGUGUACAGUGACCAACGCUCAUCAUCAUUGUUUCAAACCUUUUUGUCUUAUGGAGGAAUUAUCUUUUUUUUCUUUUUAAUUUCUGUCAAAAACCAAACAUGCUGCUUAUCUCGUGUAUGCUGUAAGUGUGACUCUUGAGGGAGAGGAAACUGACAAACUGAAGAUAGCAGCUCUGCUAACCGCUAGCGCAGAGACUGGCGUGACUGAAAGCGCAUCCACAUGAUGACUUCGUACACCGGUCUUUUCCACCUCUCCUUUUAUUCCCCCCACCCCCCUCCCUGCCUCCUCUAUAAUCAUCUAUUUCCUUGUAUAAGACACUAAAUUGUGGCAGAGGCCUGUUGCAAUUACAAAGCUGUACGUCAUGUGGUUGAAAAAAUUGGCCUUUAGUUCCACUGUAUGUGUGUUUGGUAACAGGUCCAUUUUAUAGAUGAUGUCUCUGUGGAUGACACAGCCAGAGCAGGCAGCCAUGUUGGAUCUCGAUGCCAUGAUGUGAUAAUGAAAUUCUUCGGUACAAGUUACUUGAACAUCCUUAAAGAAAAAAAAGAAAAGAAACUUGAAUUAAAUACCCCAAAAACAAAUGCAGGUUGGAUUUGACGCACUAAUGUAUAUGUGUCUGAUUUUAAAAAAACAAAAAAAAUCAAGCUUUUGAAAUCACCAGGUUUUCAUUUUGAGAUCAGUGCUUUGGUACAGA
Molecule: messenger RNA, 8502 nt
Organism: Cottoperca gobio
Lineage: Eukaryota; Metazoa; Chordata; Actinopteri; Perciformes; Bovichtidae
Gene: ptprsa
Product: protein tyrosine phosphatase receptor type Sa
Biological process (GO): protein dephosphorylation
Molecular function (GO): protein tyrosine phosphatase activity; protein binding
Source: RefSeq, a predicted model, not a curated record